UCAUCUUCCUCCUCUUUCCCACUCGAUUGGAUCUCUUCUCAUUGCUUCUCUCUGUUGAUAUACUUCGAGGUCCGUCCUUUAUUUAAAACCCUUUUCCUUUUCUCUGUUACAAUCUUUGCUUGUGUUAUUCAACUUGUUGAAUUGGGACGAAGGAUGUCUUACGCUUACCUUUUCAAGUACAUCAUCAUCGGAGACACCGGAGUUGGGAAGUCAUGCCUACUUCUGCAAUUCACUGACAAGAGGUUUCAGCCUGUGCAUGAUUUGACUAUUGGUGUUGAAUUUGGGGCUAGAAUGAUUACAAUUGAUAACAAACCCAUCAAGUUGCAGAUUUGGGAUACGGCAGGCCAAGAAUCCUUCAGAUCCAUUACAAGAUCCUAUUACAGAGGAGCUGCAGGCGCACUAUUAGUCUAUGAUAUCACCAGGAGGGAGACUUUUAAUCAUUUGGCAGGCUGGCUGGAGGAUGCAAGGCAACAUGCUAAUGCUAACAUGACAAUCAUGCUCGUCGGUAACAAGUCUGACCUGGCACAUAGAAGAGCUGUCAGCAUUGAGGAAGGGGAGCAGUUUGCAAAAGAGCAUGGGUUGAUAUUUAUGGAAGCAUCAGCUAAAACUGCUCAAAAUAUUGAGGAGGCUUUCAUUAACACCGCAGCAACAAUUUAUAAGAAGAUUCAGGAUGGAGUCUUUGAUGUAUCGAAUGAGUCAUACGGAAUCAAGGUCGGGUAUGGUGGAGUCCAAGGCACAGCCGGAGGGAGAGAUGUUUCUGUGAGUGGGGGCCACUUGUGCGUGUGAGGUGUUCUCGUGAACACUCAAAGACUCCCGUGAAUGAUGAGCCAGCGAAAAAGCCAGCAGACAAAAAUCACUAAGCUCAUGCGGAAACCCACAGGCCCACCCGAUUUUCAACUGUAUAAAUAUCAAUGUGCAGUUCCCUAGGGUUUUUUGGAGCAAGGACGUGUGCAGAGAGCUGGGGCUGAUUUUUGAGCGGCUGAUUUGGUGCAGGACUUCUUUGCUAGCGGCUACGAAAGAAAGCAAAGUUUUUUUUUUAAAAGGCUUUGAAGCGGUGGCAGAGAGGGCACGGAUUUUUCAGCGGCUGAUUUAUGAUGUGCUUGGGUUUUGUAUCUCCCCAUUUGAGAGAGUAUUUGUGUGAGGGAUCUGAGAGUUUGUGAGAGGGUUUAGAUUGUGAGAUU
Messenger RNA from Asparagus officinalis (garden asparagus), 1181 nucleotides. RefSeq names its product ras-related protein RABB1c-like. Bases 154 to 786 code for a protein of 210 amino acids. Gene Ontology annotation, cellular component: Golgi apparatus. Gene Ontology annotation, molecular function: GTPase activity; GTP binding. Lineage: Eukaryota; Viridiplantae; Streptophyta; Magnoliopsida; Asparagales; Asparagaceae. The transcript is spliced from 6 exons. The record is from RefSeq and is a predicted model, not a curated record.